Messenger RNA from Scylla paramamosain (green mud crab), 6117 nucleotides. RefSeq names its product serine incorporator 1-like. The transcript is spliced from 7 exons. The record is from RefSeq and is a predicted model, not a curated record. The coding region runs from base 1084 to 2643 and encodes 519 amino acids. Lineage: Eukaryota; Metazoa; Arthropoda; Malacostraca; Decapoda; Portunidae. Gene Ontology annotation, cellular component: membrane.
GAGUAAAUACAGAUAAUACGCGAGAUCAAUAUUAAAGACUGAUUUUUAUCUGUGUAGCUGUGUGUCUAGCUACCUAUAUGUCUGCUUGUCUGUCGUAUUUGGCAGAUAGCAAGCUAAUCGCGGUAAGACUGAGCAAUGCAGAAGGAAGGUAAUCAUGUAAUGACAAUAACGUCCAUCUACAUAUAUACGAGUACAUUCCCAUACGAUCAAGUAACAGAGGCAGAACACACACACACACACACACACACACACACACCACUUAUUCAUACAAAAUUACUCUUGGGAGGGCGUUACCAUGAGACUGAUGAGAGAGCUGUCGUGACAACGCCUCUCCCUGCAACAUGUCCAUGACCCACUAACACCUUUGACUUCUUUAUUGAUUCAAUCGAUCACCAGAAUAUGGGUCAGCCUGCGCCUUGGACUCGCUUCCUAUUACAUUAAUUCGCAGGUUCUUUGUGGCUGGAGUCUUGCAGUAUGGUAGAAGUUGGUGGCGACAAUACAGUGCGUCCGUUCCGAUCCUCUCUGAUGUAAAAUUUCAGGGGACUCUUAGCUAUGGUUAUAUAUCUAUUACUUUUGCUGAUCUACUUUUUUUUUUCUGCGCCCUCCCCUUCCACUUGUUGCUCGUCUGCUUUACUUUCACUUGCCGUCUACUGAACUAAAAUCACUCUCUCACUUCUAAUUCAUAGUUUUGUCAUUUAUAUUUUGUCACUGUCAUUUCCAAUCAGUCAAUCUAUGUAUUUCUUUCUUUCUCUAUGUCUUGUUUAGCUAAAUUUAUCUUGUUUUCCAAGUUUCAUCUCUGUUCUGUCCCUGGCUGGAGUCUGUACCGGGCACCAUACCGCCACACUAAAACUGGUGAGGGUAGCCCGCUGCUCUGUCUGGAGUUUAACUUUUACCCAGAAACAGCUGACAUUGGAAGUUUUUGAGUUCGAGCAACCUAUAAAUGGAUAGUUUGGUGAGAGUGUAAGCCGUAGCGGGAUGAUGACGCAUCCAAUACAAAUGCUGUGUCUCAGGAAGUGAUUAAUUCCAUCCGGUAUUCUGAUGGAUUUGUUUUUGUGAAACGAGAUUUCUUAAAGUUCAUCCACAAUGUCGGUGAUGUACGGAGGACAAGAACUCAUUGAGGACAAGUCAUGCUUCAGGGCACAAAUUGGAUGUCUGUGUGGCACCUCAUCAUGUCGUUGUUGCUGCCGCUUUUGCCCAAGCGUAAAUGAAUCUACAUCAACUAGAAUUGUUUAUAUAAUGUUUUUAUUCUUUGGUGUAGCUAUCAUGGCCCUCAUGAUGUCGGAGCAUGUGCAGGAAGCUAUCAUGGAAAUGUUUCCUGAUGAGAAUGAAGUGUGUUUAUGGCUGGGUGCAGGAGAGAAGUGUGAGGCAGCAUUGGGCUACACAGCAGUGUACAGGCUUGGAUUUGCGAUCACUGCUUACCAUUUCCUGCUAAUGUUGAUCACAUGUGGUGUGAAAAGUAGCCGAGACUGCCGUGCUGGACUCCAUAAUGGAAUGUGGUUCUACAAGUCCCUUGUUCUGAUCUUCCUUUGUUUUGGUUCAUUCUUCAUUCCAGACUCAAAUCAUCUGUUUAUCAGUGUUUGGAUGUACACUGCCAUGGCUGGUGCGGCAUUCUUCAUUGUGAUUCAGCUGUUCCUGCUGGUGUUUCUUUAUCACUCAUGGACAGACAAGAUAGCAGCAAGAGUUCAUAAUGGAGGGUCUUCAUGCUGCUGGUAUGGAGGAGUGGCAGUAUCAGUAUCCAUCCUGAUGUAUCUCAUCUGUGCCUGUGGUGUUUUCCUGCUUGUGAAGUUCUUUGUACCUGAGAUGCGUUGUCGCCUCAACCUUUGGUUUAUAGGUAUCAACGCUGCUUCAUGUGUUGCAGUUUCUGUUGUGGCCAUAGUAAAGAAAGGUCCAAAAGACAUUCGGUUACGACUUCUUCACUCAUCCCUUGUGUGUGUGUAUGUCAUUUACCUCACCUGGAGUGCCAUUGGCAGUGCUCCCCGUGAGCACCAAGAGCAGACAGAUGUUUGGAUUGGACCAGGGCAUGAUGUUCACACAAGACCAUUAUUACCACAUGAGAAAUUCUACUGUGGACCAAAAGUGGAAGACAAGAUGGUUGAUGAAAUUCUCCCUUAUAUCACUCUGCUGAUCACAUUCAUCACAGUCAUGUACAGUGUUGUAGGCACAGCAUCCUCUGAAAACUGCAAAGCCAUUGAGUUUCCAAGUUGUCCAUCCCAACAGAGUGUACAAAGGCACAAUGUUGAAGAUAUUGGAGGACAGAAAGUAGCACGUAAUGAAGCCAGUGGUGUGACCUACAGCUACCCACUCUUCCACAUAAUGCUGGGCCUGGCCACACUGUACUUGAUGAUGAGUCUCACCGACUGGUACUCUCCCUUCACUGCAAAUCUCAUGACAUUUGGGCGCUCGUGGUCAGCUGUGUGGAUCAAGAUAAUUUCUAGUUGGGUGUGUCUCAUUAUAUAUUUCAUAGUAACAAUCUUCCCUACAAUGCUCCCAAACAGCCAUUACCGCACUGCCCCAAUUAAUGUGUCUGUAAUUAAUGGGUAUGCUGGGAGUCUGCGUAGUGUUCACAGUCUGGAUGAUGAGGCAGCUGUUCCACUUUCACCAAGUAAACAAACUGCCACUGUCCAUCAAGAGACUACUGUUUAGUCUACUGAUGGUUUAUCACACAGUGGCAAGGAUAGAGAUUUUCACAUCAUUUUACAAGGAAUUUAGUUGCUUCCUCAGUCAAUAUGUGAAAAGGUAAUAAGUGUAUUUUCACAUUAUAAUAAUUGUGAUUUAAGUAGCUGUUUGCUUUCACCAAGGAAUAUGCAGACAACCUGUAAAUUGUGACAUCUCAUGUAUGAGGCAGUAUCAUGCUGCAUUGACAAAUUUUUAUAUUUUAGGAGCAUUACAAAUAUUCUGUGGCUAUUGGAUUGGUUGGCAUUUCUCGUCACUAUUUGCAAUGAGCUAGAAUGUACGUAUCAUGAUGAUAUUGCUUGCAGGUUACAUAAGUUUGGUAGUUAGAGAAAGAUCUCUUAUUCCCAUUGUUACCCCUUUGUCUUCCUGCAUUUGAGAAGAUAUUAGAUUUCUUUGCUACCUAGGGGCUGUGGAACUUCCCACCAUAGCAAUGGCAUUGUUAUGGUGGAUUAAGCAAAAAUAUUGCAUAGGCAGGCACAGUGUGUCUUUUUCAUUACAUUAAUGAACACUGAAUAUUAUUUUGCCAGGUUCACCAAAUUGUUCCUAAUAGCAUGCCAGGAAAAGUGUUCAGUGGAAGUGUGCCACAGCCUUUAGGUUAAGAUACAAUAGGCAGCUAAAUGGAUUUUAUGAAUAUUGUUAUUUGACAUUUUUACAGUUUACAUAGUCAUGAAUUUAUUUACUAAGUUUUUAUAUAAAGAUCCUGUGGAGCCUUGAUUGUAAUUUGAUAUCUUUCUUGAUAUUUUAUUAUGUUUAUCAUGAUUUUUUUUUUUUUCCCUCUCCCCAAAAGACAAGUCCCAAGUUUGCAAGAGCCUGCCUUGGUCACCUGAUGACACCUUUCCAAAUUUGCAGUUAAUACAGUAAGAUAAGCGACAACACUCGGUCAUUACAACAUACAACUGCAAUAAUGCACUGAAGUUUUAAUAAAUAUUUAAUCGGAAUAAUGAACCAAAACUGGCAUAACAAACUCGCCACUAGUGCAAACACUGGAAUUUUGAUAAAAAAGUUAAUUAGAAUAAAGAGCCAAAACUAGCAAGACAAACUUGCCACUAGUGCAAGCAUUGAAAUUUUAAUAAAAAUUUAAUCUGAACAACAAACUAAAACUCACAAGACUAACUCUCCAGAUGUGGAAGCUGCUGCUCACCUAUCCGCCACCUGUCCCUUCCUCCCUUUUUUUGUUUCCUCUCCCUUCUUUCAUCUUGUCUCAAACCUCCCUCCCUGUCACCUCCCCUCCUUAUCUGUCAGAGAUAAGGGACAAGGGAGUGAUACCCCCCCCCCCCUCUCUCUCUCUCUCUCUCUCUCUCUCUCUCUCUCUCUCUCUCUCUCUCUCUCUCUCUCUCUCUCUCUCUCUCUCUCUCUCUCUCUCUCUCUCUCUCUCUCUCUCUCUCUCUCUCUCUCUCUCUCUCUCUCUCUCUCUGUAAUUCAUUUUAUGUCAUUUUCCCUUCAUUGUUUCUCACUCUCAUAUACAUAAUGCCAUUUUCAUUCCCAAUCAGUCUCAUUCUAUGUAGCAAUCCUUAGGAUUGUUCUUAUUUUCACAGAGAGAGAGAGCUCUAACUUAGGCAGGGUUUACUGUAUGUAAACCUGUGAUACCAACAUUGGUAAAUAUGACCUAUACUUGUCAAAGCAAUGUGAAACUCUGAGUGAUAAUGUGUGAAACUGUAUAUAUUUGUUGUAUUAUCUCAAAUUUAGCAGUCCUUUUUUUUUUUCCAGGAACCAAUUAAAUUUUUCCCAUCAGUUCUUCAGUUGCUAUAAUGAAUGCUAUGUUGGAACGAAUCAUGUUCGUUGUCGCUAACCCAACUGUACUUGAAACUUUUUAAAUUUCUAUUCUUUUUACACUAAGUCUUUCCUCAAGAUAUUCCUUGUCUUCCUUGGCUUAUCCACUGGCAUCUUGUAUCUCACUUCAUAAUGUUUUAUCAUGCUUCACCCAGUCACUCUCACAUCAUAUUGUAUUUUAUAGAUUUAUUUAGCAUUCUGUAAUGUUUUCUUUGCUAAACUUUAAUUGCUUAAGCUUCAGGAAGAAUUUUUAAGCUUAGAAACUUAUUUUUUCAUUUCUGAAAGUUCAGAAUUCCUCUUCAAAUACUAAUGAAUCUCAUAAAGAAUGAAUAGCUUUUUUGUACACUGCAUUCCACAAGCUUUUUUAUAAUAGAUGCUUUCCAGUGUAUGGAGUGUUUUGUUCUACAUUCUGGGCAUCUCUCAUGUAAUUUUUGUUUCCUUUCAAUAAUAGUUGCAUUUUCUCAUGUAUUUUAUACUAUAUACUAUAAUCCCAGUCUUAAAUAUUGGUUAUCCCAUGAAUUGGUUGGCUGUAUAUUUCAUGUGAAUGGUUGUGUACACACUAUUUUAGAUAAAAAUCUAAUUGUUGUGCCUCAGUAGGUAAAUGGAUAGAUAGAUGAAUUUGAUUUUACGCAUCAUACGAAAUAAUAUGAAUAAGAAUGUAUUGUGUUAAUUAAUGUUUGGUAAAUCAAUAGCAAUGUUGUAUUUUUAUUUUUAAUGUAUUCAUGAUUUUACUGUAGUCUGAGAUGUGGAGAAUUUUUGCACAUUUCAAUUUGAAUUAUUGCUUCCAACCUUCUUAAAACUCUGUCCAUAAACAAACUGAACAACCAUAGUGACAAUGCACAACUUAAUCUCAAAUUUAAGUCUACUUUAUUGUGAAAUUUUUACUUUUCUAUUUUUUGAUAUAUCAACUUUUAUAAGACCUGUGUGUGUGUGCGUGUGUAUAUGUGUGUGUUGGAUGGCACUAAAAAAACUAUAAUUUCCAGCAAAAAAAAAUAAAUAAUAAUGAUAAUAAUAAUAAAGAAAUCAAGGAAAUGCUCUAUAGCCAAGCAUUGCAAAAACAUCUUACUUACAAAGUCCAUUCUAUAUGGUUACUAGUAGCUUCUCUUUUGGCACCUGGAACAACAAUCCGGUGUGUGCAUUAUCACCAUACUGUGACAGUUCACUAGAGUAUGGAAAGCUUGCAAAGUUCUAAAGAAAGCCUAGACCAAGAAAGGAAUGUAGAUUACUCACUUGUGCAAAUUAUGGUAAUGAAUUUUAAUGCAAAAAAAGGGAAACUUAUUAAAAAGUUGCUAUACAUGUAUAUAUUAAUUUAUGUAAUGAGUGCUGAAAAAAUGUAAAGUUUAUAUUGAUAUUUUAUAACAACCCUCUGACUGUUUGCUAUAUUGUUGGAUGUUUUAAUGUGUCCUAAAUUGCUGAAUCAUAGCAGCAUGUGGGAAAGAACAUAAGCACUAUGGGAAAUAAUGUAGCAGCUUUUAUCUCAAGUGUAACUACAUGUUUUAAUCUUAAAAGAAUAUUUAUUGUCCUUCAAACUUUGUGUCAAAUUUCAUGCCAAAUAAUAACAAAUACAGUGAAUUCCUCUUAUAAAAGCUGCCAUUGAUUGUGUAUAUUCCAGUUAUGCUUUUUCUAAAGUUUUAUUAGUUUAUUUAUGAGAAAAUAUAUUUUGAUCUUCAUUAA